This is a messenger RNA of Emiliania huxleyi CCMP1516, 1071 nucleotides long. RefSeq lists its product as hypothetical. The record is from RefSeq and is a predicted model, not a curated record. Bases 1 to 1071 code for a protein of 356 amino acids. Gene Ontology annotation, molecular function: methyltransferase activity. Gene Ontology annotation, biological process: rRNA base methylation. The transcript has 2 exons. Gene Ontology annotation, cellular component: nucleolus. NCBI's taxonomy places the organism in Eukaryota, Haptophyta, Isochrysidales, Noelaerhabdaceae.
AUGCAAGGCGAGGACACGCGCCUACCCGGACUGCCGCGCUACGUGCGAAUCAACACGCUCAAGCUCGGCGCAAAGGCCGCUGACCGAGCGCUGCUCGAGAGCGGGUACCGGCGCGCCGCCGACGCCGCUGACGCCGGCAAGAGGAGUUACCACUGCGACGAGGACGUGCCGGACCUGCUCGUCUUCAAGCCAAAGGGCAAGUCCGACAUCAGCCGCCUGCCGCUCGUCGCCACGGGUGAGGUGGUCGUGCAGCAGAAGGCGUCCUGCUUCCCGGCCCUCGCGCUCGCGCCUCCGCCCGGCGCCGUUGUGAUCGACGGCUGCGCCGCGCCGGGGAACAAGACGAGCCACCUCGCGAUGCUGAUGGAGAACCGCGGCCGGGUGCUCGCCUUCGACAUGAACGAGCGGCGCUGCGCGCUGCUCCGCGAACGGAUGGCCCUCAAGGGCGCGAGCAUCGUGAGCGCGCGCCACGCCUCGUUCCUGUCCGCCGCGCCGGCCGACCCGGAGUACGCGGGCGUGACGCACGUGCUGCUCGACCCGUCCUGCUCCUCGUCGGGCAUGUCGCUCGACCCGAUCACCGAGCCGGCCGCACUCGCAGAGCUCGCCUCCAACCAGCGCGCCCUGCUGCUGCACGCGAUGGCCUUCCCCGGCGUGACGGCGAUCGUCUACUCGACUUGCUCCGUCAACGAGGCGGAGAACGAGAUGCGCGUCAUCGCCGCGAGUCCUUUUGCUCUCGCCACCGAGCGGUGGACCGAACGCUACUGUUCAUUGAGCCCGUUUGCGCUGGCCCAAACCUUCCCAGCGUCGACCUUUUCGGGAGGGUACGCCGCGCUUCCCGCCGAGGUCGACGUCACGGUGGUCGGUGGCAGGGCGACGUCGACAGUUGCACUCCUCCGCUCGCUCAGUGCGGCCACCGGUGUCACGCUGCGGCUGCUGCACCUUCCCGGCGGCGGCGACCUCGGCCAGUGCCGGGUCGUGGCGCUCGGGUCUCGUCAGGCGCUGCGGGCCUUCGUGCAGCGGGCGCGUGUGGCGGUCCCGGCGAACGAGCUCCUCGUUGCGUGGGCAAAGUCGUAA